Molecule: messenger RNA, 891 nt
Organism: Entamoeba nuttalli P19
Lineage: Eukaryota; Evosea; Mastigamoebida; Endamoebidae
Exons: 1
Coding region: 1-891 (296 amino acids)
Source: RefSeq, a predicted model, not a curated record
AUGGCAAAUGAUAUGAGCAAUAAAACAGAAGAUUUGAUGAAUGAAUAUGAUUAUUAUGAAAUGAUUAAAUCAAAACUAAAAGAAAAGACAGAUUCUAUUAGUGAAACGAUUGUUUCAUUAAGUUUACUAAAAAGUCCUACGAGUAUAAUCGAUGCUUUAUUACAUCUUAAUGCAGACUGUACUUCAAUAGUCAUUAUUGCAACAGUCUCUCCAUUUUUAAGGGUUUUACACCAAAAAGAAAAAGCAACUUCUCUUAUAAAAGGAUUUAAUCAAGGGAAACAUUCUGUUGAUGAAGUUCAAGAAAUUUGCCUCACAAUCACUGAAGUUGUUCAUUUGCUUGGAUGUUUAGGUGACUUAACUGUUAAACAACAAAAAGACAUUCAACAAACUCAAGAAUGUACAAACAAAAUUUACCAAGAUUCACUACGAGAAAUGCAAAGAAAAAUAACACAGAAUGAAGAUAUUACUGAAGUGUUGAAACCAAUUGACAAACAGUUGUUUGUAAUGAUGGAUGUUGUUUUAGGUAUUCAAAAAGAAGUUGAAGAUGAAAUUCAAAAGUAUGUUGAAGUGAGGGUCAAAUUUAAUCAAGAAUAUGAGAGAAGAAAAGUACAAAUGGGAAUAUCAUCUGAACCAAAGAAAAGUAAAAACUCAAAACCAAAAGAAAAGCUAUCAGAAUCAUUAGAAGAGAAAGACAGAGAGAAAGAACAACAAGAAUAUAACCAAACACUUCAAUUAUGUGAAAAAAUUGCUAAAACAGCUACAAAUGAAACUGGAGAAGAAGAACAAAAACAAGAAGAAGAAAUAAGAAAAAUAAAAGUAAUUAUUGUUGGAUCAUUAGCUUUAAUUAUUCUUGGAAUUGCAAUGCUUUUAGUUCAAAAGAACACGGUAUGA